AGGCGGAUCCUCUGACGUAGUCGCCAAGCCGUUCGGCUGCGUCACAGUCCAGCCGAAGGAAGGAAGAAGGAAACGAGGAACAAAAAGGACAGUGGUUCUGAAAAGCCGAGGACAACGGUUUUGGAGUGCCAGAGAGACAGACCUGUGUCGUGCACACCGCUGACGGAGAGACAGACAUGGAGGGCUCCACGGAGAAAGAAUACAAAGAGAAAUUAUUAUGGAACGUAAAACGAGAGGUGAAGCAGAUUAUGGAGGAAGCAGUGACUAAGAAAUUUGUCAACGAAGACAGCAGCCACAUCAUUGCUCUGUGCACUGCAAUCGAGGCCUGCCUGGGUCACCUGCUGAAGAGACGGGCAGCUGGUUUUCUCCGCAGUGACAAGAUCGGCGCCCUCUUCACCAAAGUUGGCAAAGUCCAUGACACCGCCAGCGAGGUUUGCCGUAAAGUCCAAGAGCAACUCCAGCAGCAGGCUGAUCUCACCAGGAGAACUCAGAGCAUGGGACAUGAACCUCUGAGGAGACAGGGCUCCUCCACUACCAGCCGCCCUCCUCAGCCCCUCUCUGCUCAGGCCAUCAAACACAUCUGGGUCCGAACAGCUCUCUUUGAGAAAGUUCUGGACAAGAUAGUUCAGUACAUUGUGGACAACUCCAGUAAAUACUAUGAGAGAGAAGCUCUGAUGCAUGACUCAGUCUUCGGGCCAAUCUUGGCAGCCCUACUGGUGGGGCCUUGUGCUCUAGAGUACACCAAGCUGAAGACAUCAGAUCAUUUAUGGACUGACCCCUCAGCCAAUGAACUAGUUCAGCGCCAUCGUAUCCAUGGGGCCCACCGGAGCCAUGACACCCCGGCCGGCCGCCGGCCUGCUCUAGGGAUCCGCAAGAGGCAGUCCAGUGGCAGCAUGUCAGAGGACAGGUUUGCUGCAUCAGCUAGGGAGUAUGUUGAGUCUCUUCACCAAAACUCAAGAACACACCUUCUCUACGGCAAAAACAACGUCCUGGUUCAACCGAAGAAGGACAUGGAGGUGCUGCGGGGUUACUUGUCGCUCCACCAGGCUGGGGAUAACCUCACCCUGAAGUGGACCCCCAACCAGCUCAUCAAUGGAACGCUGGGAGACUGUGACCUGGAGAAGAGUAUCUACUGGGACUAUGCACUUACUGUUCCUCUGCGCCAGAUAGUCUGUAUCCACUGUCAUCAACGCCCUGAUUGUGGUGGUACACUAGUUCUCGUGAGUCAGGAUGGGAUCCAGCGGCCGCCCCUCCACUUUCCCCCUGGUGGUCACCUCCUGGCCUUCCUCUCCUGCCUGGAAACAGGCCUCUUACCGCGGGGUCAGCUGGAGCCCCCCCUGUGGUCCCAGAAAGGCAAGGGAAAAGUGUUCCCUAAACUUAGGAAGAGGAGCAGUACUGCCCGGCUCAUUGACCAGGACAGGAAUGGUGAGGAGCAGACAGCUGCUGACUACGUGUUUCGCAUUGUCUACCCAGGAUACCGCUACGACGCCAUCACUAUAAACUACCACCACACCACGGGCAGCCGCGCUCCAUCGUUGGACGAUGAUGAGGACGAAGAAGAUAAGCUCCAUGCUAUGAUCUCAAUGAUCUGCUCGCGGAACCUCACAGACCCUAAUGUCAUGAAAGACCACGGGGAAAUGUUGGAGAUACAGGGUUUUGGAGGAAGCCCGUCAUCAUGGCAACAGGCCGAAGUAACAACUCACGAGUCCCUGUGCCAGUCCUGCUCCACAGCUGGUAGCAACAUGUCAUUCGACUACCCGGCUGGUUGUACCUGCAUACACAACCCAUCAGAUAUUCACACUAUUCCCCUUAAGAUGCUUUGCCAGAACAUGAAGAGGCAGAUAGUCUCCAGAGCCUUUUAUGGGUGGCUGGCCUACUGUCGACACCUUUCCACCGUGCGGACUCACCUGUCAGCUCUGGUCAACCACAACAUUGUUCCUCCAGACAGACCUUGCGAGGCAUCCGGGGGCCUCAGUAAAGAGGUGUGGAGCAAAUACCAGAAAGACUGCAAGAAUUAUAAGGAGCUGGAGCUGCUGAGGCUGGUUUAUUAUGGCGGAAUGCAUCAUGACAUCAGGAAGGAGGUCUGGCCUUUCCUGCUGGGACACUACAAAUUUGGCAUGGGCAAAAAGGACAUGAGCCAGAUUGACGCAAAGAUCAGUGAGCGCUACCAGCAGGUGAUGCAGGAGUGGAAGGCCUGUGAGGUGAUUGUCAAACAGAGGGAAAAGGAGAUGCAGUCGGCCAUCUUUGCCAAACUCUCCUCAGGCAGCAGCAUCGACAGUCAUGUCCUGAGACUGGUUCACAGAGACUCCACACUCAGCAAUGAGGUGUUUAUGUCGGUGGAUGAGCCAGAGGCUGGGAGCCAGGAGACCCCCAGUGGAGAGGACAACACUCCCACCAUGACCACCUUGGUCCCUCCUGCUGCCCUCCCCCCAGAGGAGCGUCCUCUGGUGGAAUUUGACUCCCCUGACUCAGGUCUCCCCUCCUCCAGAAACUACUCAGUGACCUCUGCUCAUUCCCAGAUCCUGUCGAGCAUUGACGACAGUCAGAGCACAGAGGAGGAGGGGGGGGUUGGGGAAGAGGGUGGGACACCAGGUAUGCUUGGGGGGGGUCAGGACUCUCUGACUGAGGACAGGCUGUGUAGUCAGCUUGACAAACUGGUGACCAAUGGAGCAUCUGCUGAGGGGAUAUCACCAUCACUCUCCUCAUAUACAAUCGAGCUGUUGGACACAGUCGCCCUGAACCUCCACAGGAUAGACAAAGAUGUGCAACGCUGCGACCGAAACUACUACUACUUCACCACAGCCAACCUGGAGAAACUUCGCAACAUCAUGUGCAGUUAUGUGUGGGAGCAUCUAGAGAUGGGCUACGUUCAGGGCAUGUGUGACCUGCUCGCUCCACUCAUGGUCAUCCUGGAUGAUGAGUGCCUGGCUUACAGCUGUUUCACUCAGCUAAUGAGGAGGAUGAGUCAGAACUUCCCUAAUGGCGGAGCCAUGGACACACACUUUGCCAACAUGAGGUCACUGAUCCAGAUUCUGGACUCUGAGCUGUUUGAACUGAUGCAGCAGAAUGGAGAUUACACUCACUUCUACUUCUGUUACCGUUGGUUCCUGCUGGACUUCAAGAGAGAACUCCUGUACGAGGAUGUGUUUGCGGUGUGGGAGGUGAUCUGGGUGGCUCCCAGGAUUUCCUCGCAGCACUUUGUCCUCUUCCUGGCCUUGGCCCUAGUCACAGUUUACCGCGAGAUCAUCAUGGACAACAACAUGGACUUUACUGACAUUAUCAAGUUCUUCAAUGAGAUGGCUGAGCGUCAUGAUGUCCAACAUAUCUUGAAGAUAGCACGUGAGCUAGUGCACAAAGUUCAGUCAUUGAUGGACAACAAGUGACCGAAGAGCAAGAGGAGGAAGAGGAAUCGGAGGAUGCAGAGUUAGAGAAUUUCUAACCUUACAGGACACUCAGCUCUUCCUUUCAUCCUUCCGAGAGACAGUGUUUUCAGACCUCCACCUAACCAGAGCAAGUCCAGAGGAUUCAUGUCUUCUCCCUGCCCAGAUGAAUGCCCUUGGAGUGGUGCAGGAGUGCUGCUGAAGCAGCCUGGCUCUGAAGCUUGGCCUAGAUCAGUUUACAUUUACCUUCACAUGGAAUGCUCAUGGUGUCCGUUCAGACAUAUGGAUUUGUCUGCAUGCUUGUAAGUUAGAUCACACUGUGAACGCAUUCUUGAGUCUCCCCAGUCCUGCAGAGCUUGUAAGUGCAUGAAAACAAACACACAUACGCAAACUCCAUUUUCGCUCUAUCAGUACUCCAAUUUUUAGAGUCUCACCCUUAUCAUCAACUCUGAAACUGAACAUAUUGGAUGCACGUCAGGAAGGCUUAAGUAUUCUCAGUGUUUGACAGAUGUGUUCCUCCAUGCAAUGCCAGCAGAGGCCACAAGAGUGCAGGAUUUACACACAACAUUGUCAGAGGAGCAGAACACUUAGCCAUGAAGAAGUUUUCUUUAGUGACCAAAUGGACUGUGCCAACUACCUUUUCAUGAGUCUUUUCUACAACUAACCCGUGUUUUUACCCCCACCCCACCCCUCAUCCCUUUCUUUUCUUUUUGUCCAUGAGUUUAUUAUCACUCAAACGUUGCCUUUAUCAGUAACAGCCCAAGGUACUUAGUUGCAACUUUAGUGAGGGUUCCCUUCAUGGUGCUUGUGAAGGCCUCCCUGCAGUUAUUGGGGGCCAGAGGUGCAACAGGAGGCCAAACUGUUGUGAAACUCAGGAUGAAUUGCAGCCAACUUUUCUGAGCAUGUCAGUCAGUGGUUAAAGCAUGUUUAAUACUUGUUCCAAGACAGAAAAAGAAAAUAACAGCAGAGCACAACAGUAAAGACAAAAGCACACAGGCCUUCCUCCUUACUUUUACCCAAAACUUGCACAUUUCUCUUUUGUUGUACCAUGAUUUUAGUUAAAGGCUACUGUUGAGGUCAUGUCCUUAGUAGUAUUUCUGGACUUUGGGGCAUUUAAUUAGGAGUUUUCGUGCUAUGCGUUUUAGAAUAAAUACAUUAAUUAAAUGAAGGGAUUUAAUAUAUAUAUAAAUGCACACACACAGUAGUUAGGUACAUAAGUAUAAUUUAAGACAAUUUUCGUGAUUUUGCCUCGGCACACCACCACAAUGGAUUUAAAACGAAGCCAUCAAGAUGUGAUUGAAGUGUAGACUUUCAGCUUUAAUCGGGGGGGGCAGGGGUUAUAUGCUCUGAUUGAGGCUGGUUAACAAAAAUAAUGCAAAUUAACAGGCGCACACAGACACAUGCAAAAAAUCCCAGGAUCCUGCAGGUAUAUUUCCCAGGAAACAGGACCAGAUUUUUUCUGGAAUUCGUGGGAAAAACCAGAAUCUCAAUUACUGGUAAUCAAUCCUAACCAGGAAAGCUUGUAUUGGACUGAGUCAAAAUAAACUACAGUGUGUGUGUUCAUGGUAAUGAAGGAACAUGUCACCAAGUGCAACAGUGUGGCUCACUGAUGUGUUUUUAAGAGUUUUUAGACAACAAUGGAGCUAUAAGGCACUGAAGAAUAAGAUAUGUCAGGCUUUAGGCACACACACAGUACUCGUUAGCUGAAUAGAUUCGGUGUUGGGUUGGGUCUUUUCAUGGAGUGCAUUGACCAUAUGAAAAAUUACGGGCUCUAUCCUUUAAAUUAUUUCAUGUUUUCCUUUGGAACAGGAGUCAAACAUGAACACUGAUCUGAAAGCACCAUACCAACAUCUUAUUGCAUUCAGCAGUAUUGUCAGGAAAAGUGGUUGCAGUUGUCCAUGUGGAACCUGAUUUGUGUCCUGCCUCAAGCAUCUGAAAAUAAGACAUGCUUGCACUGGGUUGAUCUAAAUAACAGAUCUGAGACAAAGCUGCUUUUAAUGCCAAACUUUGUGUAGUGUUCAGUGAAUCAGUAUUAGGUUGGUUUUGGUUUCACAGUAACAGCGCAGAGUUCAUUCAUGUUUGUAUCUGAAGGGAAUCUGGGAAAUUUUUGAUACCGUUUCCAAUCUCCCUCAUCAGUGUGAUCUUUUAUCUCCACCCUCCUCCCCUCCUUAAAAUGUCCAACACGGCUGCACAUGAUUGGCCAUCCAGCACGGACCAGCACCUGUGAUUCAAGUGCCAAGAGUCUUCCCCAAUCCUGAAGUGUACUGUAGUCAUCUGGCUCCCUGAUUCGCUAGUUUGAUCCCAGGAAUGGGUAGCAGUGUGGAUGUACCUUGCUAAGGACCCUCCCCCUCCCCCAUCCUGCCUGUACAGUGACGGAGGAUGGUUAGUUGGGUAACUGGGGCCCAUAGCAGAGCUUUUUCUUCCAGUCAGGACAUUGUGUACCAAAGCCUUGAAAUAGCCCCCUCUGUGGCAUAACGACAAUGUGCAAUUUCAUACUGCAUCUUGAAGACUGACUGUUUACUAUGUGUGUAAAAUAUUUUUGAAAAUGGUGAUCUUGGACUUUUGACUACUCUGCAAUUUCUGUUGAUUGAGAAAACCCAUCAAAAUCUAUAUUGCUGUAAAUAUGAACCGAAAAUCCAAUAUUUCUAUGAAGACAGUCAGAACAUAUAUAUGACUUAUUUUGAGAUCUAUUUUUUAUGUUAGUUUCAGCAGCACUAGUCUGAGGUGUAUACUGUGCAGAAAUGCAGAAUGUGUGCACACUCUGUUACACACUGACUGUUAAAUGUUCUUUCUCAAUGUUGUGCACUGACUUCAAGAUUUCAAAUUUUUAUUUAUUAAGAGCCAGUGAUUGCAUUGCUGAAUAUGUAUUGGUAAGGAUGUAUCAUUUACCUUGAAUGUAAUGUAUUAUUAAAUACCGGGUUGUUCAUUAGUGU
Molecule: messenger RNA, 6313 nt
Organism: Xiphias gladius (swordfish)
Lineage: Eukaryota; Metazoa; Chordata; Actinopteri; Istiophoriformes; Xiphiidae
Gene: sgsm2
Product: small G protein signaling modulator 2
Exons: 24
Coding region: 177-3383 (1068 amino acids)
Molecular function (GO): GTPase activator activity
Source: RefSeq, a predicted model, not a curated record